ACAAAACAGGAUACACAUGCGUAGUUGUUGUCCAAGAACAAGUGGAUAGCAAGCGGAAAGCUAGGGAUCGAUGUCUUCUGUAUAGGUAUAGGAUAUUGAAUCUGCUUUGUGUAUUUCCGCGGUUGACGAUCUUUGUGUGUGACGUACCUGGCCGAAGGGUUCGGCUUGUUGCGACAUCUAUGACCGAGAUGAGAAAACGCUUUACAUAAAAGAAAAAUACUGGCUUUCAGCUUGUCAGAUAAGAGGCAGCUAUUAUACUUGUCAAGACGGUGUGUGAUCAGUGAAUAGGCCAACCGAAGCGGAGCGACAAGCCUGGCCCCUGUCACUUUGCCAAAUUUCUGUCAUAAAAACAGAAGCAAGCGAACUGGGAAGGCGGCUCUUUGCCGCUACGAACUAGCGAAGAUUCCCGAGGUGGUGGUCCCCGUUGAAUAAACAUAGGAACUGGAUAUCACGGUGCUAUAGGCCGGAGUGUAGUUUCAUCGUCAUAUAGGUCGGAGCCAUUCAUAACUAGUCAACUGUUGACGGGAGAAAUGCGUGUUCACAGUUGCUCGUAAAGCCACCAGUGUCUCCGUGCGCUUUCGGUUCGUACAGAUGUGAUUGUUUUUACCUAUCUCUGGAGAUUGCCAAACCGAAGGACCAUGUCGUUUUUAAGAAAUGGAAAGGGCAAGGAAAAAGACCUGUUGGCCAAAAAGUCUCAGUUUUACGUCGAGUUUCUGGGAUGGAUGGAAACCAAUGGACUGCGCGGUGUCAAGUACACGGAUCCGGUAAUCCGGGAAUUACGUCGGAGACAGAAGCAGAUCGAUCGACCACCGAAACUCACUAUUCAGGUUAGCAAGAAAGAACUGAAAAUUACACAAGAUGUCGAAGAGAAAAAAAAAAGAAGUAUAAAAAAGAUAAAAUUCCCCACUAUUCCCGCUCGAGAUGUGACAUUCGCGGUGCAGUCCAUGCGUCCGCACGACGGCCGGCCGGACGACGUCGUUGCGUGUAUUUACCUGGGCUACAUGCCCAGGACGGGCCGAGACGUCCACGUCCACGUGUACAGGUUCGACGAGCCACAGACGGCCACCACGUUUGUUCGCAUGCUAAAUCAACUGACGGACAGCAACGAGGAUCGAAUCCGAGAAGCGGAGAGGGAACUGGCAGCUAAAGGUCAGAUCGAGCCGGUGGAGUAUACGAGAGAAAGCGGUCUGGGGUCGUCGGACGGAAUGAGCGACGGACCGUACACAGGCGACUCCGCCGCCGACUCCGCCGCCAGCAACAGCACCUACAGCGACGAGUCGCCGACGUUCGACAGCGACGACAUCGACCCGGACCUCCAGAGUCUGUCUGAGAUGCAGGCCUUCGAUUCGGUGACCGACGAGCUGAGGCAGCGACUCAACAUCAACAGAGACAACGCGCCAAUUCUGCUGCCGCCGACAGACUACGACACCAUCAGCCGAGCUCGAGGAAACUUCACGAAGAAUUACGAAGAGAGACGAUGUAAUCUCCUUGGAAUCACUGGCAACCCAGCGCUCGACAGGACUCGCAAGGAGUCGGGAGAAAGUGGAAUAGACGUGAACUCCCCUUCAGGCGAGAACGCGCCUCUCCCAGGCUCCUACGGCGGGUCUCCGACAUCGGACCCAAGAGAGUUCAUCUACCCACCACAAGAAGCCCACCAUCCGAUCAGCAAACAACGAUCUGGCAGCUACAAGAACAACAGCAGCAGCCAUAGUCCGCCUGUUCCUAGAAAGCCAAACAGUUUCGUUAACGCAAGGGACCCUUACUUUAAUAGCAGCAUGUAUAACCCUCGCCAGGACCAGUUAACUCGACAUGGACGCCAGAGUUCACAGACUUCCAACCACAGUGCCGGCAGCUUCCGCUCCCAGGACGAGGAGGAGAUCGUGGUCUACCAGAAAAACACGGACUCGCCGCUGCCACCCACGGAUUACUACCAGGAGCCAGAGGUGGAGAUGAGGAGGUCUGGACUGAGGCAAUACAAUAACAUGAACAGGCUCGACCUGGGGAGGAGUCUUUCUCCUCAAAUGUUGAGGAGAGAACUGGGUUCGACCAACCCGCGGGCUGCAGGUGGUGUCGACAUGUACGACAUCAGACGUUCUCAAAACGACGUCGUUCAAUAUUCGGACGGGUUUAAUUCUCCCAGAAGUGGGUACAACUCCCCACGGCCUGGGACCGGUGACUUCCCCGUGAGACGGGUACAUUCAAUGCUCAGGUAGAUCCCCUAGAACGUGUUGUGUGUACACUGCAGUCAUAGCAUCAGAUGUAUUAUAAUCGUUUUAUAUGACCAAAUAUUGAAUCUCAGAGUAAGCAAAAGAAAUAUGGAUGGCUGUGAGAAUGUUGGGAAAAAAAUACUAUUUUUCUUUGCACGAAAGACUGAUUUCUUUUUGUAAUUGUUGAGAACAUGGAUACCGAUAUUCGAAACAUUGGGGAGACUUUACAGAACUCGAGUGUUCCACCACUGGCCUGGGCGACUGACGGUUCAACUGUUUUAACAUUUACUUGGCUAGCCGACUGUGGUUAACAGUUUGAUACUAAGCCAGUAAUCCAACAAAUCGUAGGUUCAAAAGCUGACCGAGACUGCAUCGUCUUUUUUGACGUAUGGGCGAGUUGAUUUCUGACGGAAUAAGUGUAAGCUUUAUUAUGCAUAUCGCCAUAGAACAACGAGUCUUCUCCACUUACACCAGGCAAUCUGUUUAGUUAAAUCACCUGAAUAAGAUUACCUUUUGUCGCCUGUAAGCUGUUUCAUUCCAAUAAUACCUCAAAGUGUAAUAUUUAAUACGUGUAUUAUGCUGAAAGAUGCAUGUCGGCUUUGGCAAAUACAUGUAUAUUUAAAUGUGCAGCUAACAAUAUAGUGACUAGCAUAUUACAUUUACUAUAUUGAACUCACGGGUGUGUAAGACCUUUAACGUCUAGAUAUGUUCAAGUUCGAUAUGUGAAAAAGUAGAAAAUAUGCAUUUAACUUCUAGGUGUGACAUUCCAAUGUGUAACUUUAGCGUUGGGUUUUAUUCAAUGUGAAAGUGACAGUUUUGUAUGGCGAACGCUGUUCCCGAAGAGAUGGCUGGAAGGAAGUCAUAAACGAUAAAUAGCUUUAUGUUGAUAACUCUCUUAUAUUAUAUAGUUUGUAUCACCUACAUUAACUCCGUGUAUUCAGAUUGCUAGUUUAAAACCAGUAGACUGGUGCGAGGCGGUGUGGAGCCAGUCAGUGCUACGCAUCAGUGAUAGUUUCGUCAGAUAUCUACACAUAUUGUAUUACAACCACACGAGAUUUGCGCGUCUUUCAGUCAAACAAAAAUAAACUUUUUUUUAUUUUCUCCUACGACACUUCUUGAGCUGCUGUUAUGUUGCAAAGCUCUGUUUUCCCCAAUUAAAUAAACGGGACAUUUUAUUUUGUGAGAGUUUUACCCGUUUUUAACAUGCGAUUCCUUGAAAAGCAUUUUCUUUAAAAGCUAUAAAGUUGUUUUCAUUUGUGAAGAUUUUAAAACCGAUAUUUGUAAAGGUCAAGAAAACUAUACUGAACAUAUAAUUGUAACAAAUAAUUAAUAUAGAUUUAAUCGUUAAUUAAAACAUAUUUUUAAGAAUGGUUAUCUCUCUUGUUUGCUUCCACAAGACUAUUAACAAAACUGUUUAAAUUACUUGACAAGACUGCUUAAUGGAUGAUAGAUGGUAGCUGUCCGUGUCAUGAUGAAUGGUUUGUUUUAGUUCAGCUGUUAUAUAUAUAGUUUUAACAUCGGGUAAUGUUAAUUUAUCAAGAGUAUUUAAACGGUAUCUUAAUGACGUUUUGUUUUAGUAUUUUACAUAUUUUGGCAUACAUAUGACAUUCAUAUUUUAUCCGAUUGUACUUGAAGUUUAAUUGCCCCAUACACAGUUUUAUAUGGAAAGAAAGCUAGGUAGCUGGAAUAAACGCCAACAAAGUAUUGUUAUUAAAAAAAAACCGUUCUAAAAUUCAGCAUUACGGUUUGUGGCGUCAUAAUAAUUUAAAAAAAAUAGUUUUAUUUUGAUUAAAUGAAACUAGAAAUGUUUCUGUUCCUUAUAAGUAGCAGCUUAAAAUGAAAAGUAUGGUUGUGUAGUAAAUAUGAUGACGCCAUUAAUUUUUAGUAUUUCAAAUAUAUUUUAAUAUAGCAUCAACGUUCAAAACCAAUGUCAUAAUAUUGUCAUAAUAUUGUUUCCUGUCCCCAUAAGAAUCUUUACUUAUCAGACUCCUACGUUUCAAGACUAAGAAACUGACGUAUUAAAACAAUAUUUGUAUUAAAUAUUUAUUUUUGAAAAAUCAUGUUGAAAUAGCCAUUGUUAUUUGUACAGAAUGUUUAUGUCAUAAAAGGAAACCUCCAAAAUAAACGUUUUAUAAAUCUA
This is a messenger RNA of Gigantopelta aegis, 4347 nucleotides long. RefSeq lists its product as uncharacterized. The transcript has 2 exons. The coding region runs from base 639 to 2213 and encodes 524 amino acids. Lineage: Eukaryota; Metazoa; Mollusca; Gastropoda; Neomphalida; Peltospiridae. The record is from RefSeq and is a predicted model, not a curated record.